Molecule: messenger RNA, 2338 nt
Organism: Pongo pygmaeus (Bornean orangutan)
Lineage: Eukaryota; Metazoa; Chordata; Mammalia; Primates; Hominidae
Product: transcription initiation factor TFIID subunit 4-like
Exons: 3
Coding region: 1-726 (241 amino acids)
Source: RefSeq, a predicted model, not a curated record
AUGAGGUCCCCGUACCCAGGUCCGCCGAGCGCCUGGAGAAAGCGCCCCAUGCUGCCCUCUAGCGGGGGAUGGCCCCGGUGCGCGCGCAGCCCGCGAGGCGGGGCCUUGUCGGUGAGGCCUACUCCCAGCUCUUUCCUCUCGGCGGUUGGGACUGCGCCGUUGAAGCCGGUUCUCUGUGCGGGGCCGGCGCCGGGCCCAGCAAAGACCCGUGUGCCCCGAGAGGGACCGAGCAGACCCUGGGAGCCCGAGUCCCAGCAAGGCCCGAGCCGAGCCAGUUUCUCCAACACCCUGAGAGCGCUCUUGGUCCUGGCUGUUCAGACCCCAGACGAAUUUACUCCUUCUUUUUAUGGGGUGGGCCUUCAGAGUUUGAAGGAAGUGAAGCUAGCCUCACUCACUCCAGGGCCUCUUCCCACCCUGACUCGCCCGUUCCUGACGGUGGCCCGCUGUUUCGGGGCCGCGGCUGAGUCCCUCUGCGCCAGCCUCCCGGUGGCGGGCCAGCCAGCCCUUCUCUGUGCUAUGAGAAGAUGGGGCGCCCGGACGUCUCCAUCUUUCAAAAACACCAUUCCACUGACGACCCUGCCUGUGACGGGAACGAGUCUAACCCACUCUGGAUCGCACGUGCCUCGCAGAGGGACAGCGUUGUGGAGGAACACUUUCCAGGCCCACCAGCUUCCACCACCCAUUGCUAGGCGGGAACUUCUAAUGUCUCUCCUGGCUGUUUUAUGAUCUCCCAAACAAUCAGGCCAAAGGUAAGAAUUUUAAGAAAUAAUUCAUUGUCUGUACCUUUCUCUAUACCAUCACCAACAAGGACCAAGGUAGUGCUAGGCUGCUCUGCCUUCCAGGACACCCCUCCUUGCCCUGCAUUCCUUCUCCCUGCUCAGAGGGAGCCCACCUCUGCACUGCAUGGGGCAGACAGCAGAAUAUAGCUGUUUAAUGAUGGACAGUAACCUUAGGGGUGACUCUCAUCCCUCCCUCCGUUUUAUUCUACUUUCAGUUCUUCUGAGAAUGCAUUACUUUCUUGUUAGCCUCAACUCCCUACCCCUACUCACUAUAUCUUGGACAAAAGUCCUAUGCUACUUGGCUCCCCACGUUGUGGAGUAGACGGUGCAGAAGGCUUUUUGCCAGGAGCCUGCUGCUGGCCAGCCUGCCAGCCCUGCCCUCAUCCUCCCCACCUUGGUCCCCUAGCUGUCUGGUUACUCCUCCCUGUACCCCAGGGAAGCUUCCAGUCUUGGCUCUAACACGGCUCAGGCUAAGUUGACCAAAGACCUGCAGAUGGGACAAAAUAAGCUUUUCAUUAAUGUGCUUUGCCCUGUGCUGAACUGGCUGUGGGACUUCACCAGAGUUUGUAAAGAACAGCCAUGUGAAAACGCACUCAAGAAAAAAAUAAAAAUGCAACAGCAGUGGUAGUAAGUUCUAUGAAGGACAAAUGCAGAGGAAAGGAGGAACUUACAUGGGUGGGGGUAGAGGAAGGUGUCAGGGAAGCCUCUCUGAAGAAUGACCUAGAGGGCAGGUGGGAGCUACCCAAGCAGAUUCCAGGCACCUUGGGUGGACCAGGAUGGCCGACCAGGAUGGCCUUUUCCCAUGCUGUGCCCAGCAAGUUCCAUCAGUUCAGGAAGCAAACAGCUGGAGGCACCUGUGCAGACCCAUCCUGACCUCAUGAAACCAUGCCUACUCCUGGCAUUUGUGAAUGUCCAUCCCUACAAACUCAACUGAUGCCAGUAUGGGCUAUAGGGAGGGUCACAUCAGUCUCAAUUUGCCCAGGAUAGCUUCAGUUUGCCCCUGUUUUGGUGCUUUAUUAACAGCACCCUUUUGGAUAGUAGUAAAUAAUGUGGUCACCUGGCUCAGAGACUUGUCCACAAGCUCACUGCAUCCAAACAUCACAGGUCCAUCCUAGAGAUGGUCAAGAAGGAGGGUCACUUUCAUACCUGUCAGAAAAGCCCAGAUGGCUUAAAAAAUUUCCCCAGGUACUCCAAGAAGGGGCCCAGUAUUUGAAGUUUCUAUGCACUGACUAAAUCGACUGAUCUUUCACAAAUACACAAAUACACACCCAACCUCAAGCUAGUAUUUCCUUUCUAACAUUUUCCACCCCCUAUCAAUUAUUAGUUACCUGUCUCUUGCUCCGGCCUAUGGGAUCUAUGGAGAUAGGAACGUUUCUGCCUUGUUCACUCUAUGAAACCUGCAUUGGUUGUGUGCCAACAAAAUAACCUAGAUGAAAUGGACAAAUUUCUAGACAUACAAAACUUACCAAGUCUGAAUGAUGAAGAAACAAAAAAUCUUAACAGACCUACAACUAGUAAGGAGAUUGGAUCACUAAUCAAAAACCUCACAACAAAGAAAA